This is a messenger RNA of Setaria italica (foxtail millet), 612 nucleotides long. RefSeq names its product WD40 repeat-containing protein HOS15. The record is from RefSeq and is a predicted model, not a curated record. Gene Ontology annotation, molecular function: transcription corepressor activity; protein binding. NCBI's taxonomy places the organism in Eukaryota, Viridiplantae, Streptophyta, Magnoliopsida, Poales, Poaceae. The transcript has 4 exons. Gene Ontology annotation, cellular component: histone deacetylase complex. The coding region runs from base 1 to 612 and encodes 203 amino acids. Gene Ontology annotation, biological process: regulation of transcription by RNA polymerase II.
AUGCAGAGAAAAGGGUCUGAGGCCCUCACAGGAACUGAGCUUAACGCUGCAGUGUACAGAUACCUCCAGGAUUCAGGAUUUGUGCAUACUGCAUUCAAUUUCUUCUAUGAGGCGGAUAUUGAAAGAGGCAACAUCCAGGGAAUGAUUCCACAAGGUACCUUGAUCAGGAUCGUGCAUAAAGGUCUUGAGUACAUCGAGUUGGAAGCAAAUUCUGAGAUUGGUAGCGAUGACGAGCACCACUUUUUUGAUACUCUGGACUUAAUGACCAAUGAUUUAGACGAGCUGAGAAAGAAAGUUACCAGCAGUUCGCAGUGGAAUUCUGUCAAGAAUGACAAAGAGCAGAAGAUCAAUUCUGGUGAGACUGACAAAGCGCAGUGUUCUGCUGAGACUACCACAAUGUAUAGGAAGAAACCUACGCGGAAAACAGAGGCUGUGCAGAACACCAAUCCUGAUGAAACUGCUGCAAUAGGUGGAACUCAGCCAAUGAAGCAUUUUAAGGCACAAAACAUCAGUUCUGCUGAGACUGCACAAAAGACUGGUUCUGCUGAGACUACCACAGGCCAGCCUUGGCAGAUUUCAUGGAUAGGGAAGAAACCUAGACUCAGAAAAUGA